GUGAGGCAAAUUACGCAUCGUUUGCAGGUGCUAUGCCCGCAGUGCUGUACAGCCAGUUCGUUCAAACGUGUAACAUUUACAGUUACUUGCUUGCAGUUUGCAUUACUUCUGUGAGUUUUUCCUCCCUUCCCCACCUCCUUGGUGAGUUAAAUUAAGAUGUGGAUCUUUCAAACUUUACGGUAAAGGAAUGAUGUAAUUAUUUUUGUAGUGCCUUAUUGGGAGAGAUUGCAGUGAUUCUUAAAGAAAAUAGAGUUGUUAUUAAAUCCUUUUACUGGUUUAAAGUGAAUUGUUUGCCUUGCUUUUAAGGGCUGCCAGGCAUGUAGGCCCGGGGUACCUGGUCCCAGAUUUCAGGCUGGGAUUAUGGAAAGGAUUCUACCACCUUUUCUGCAUCUCUCCAUUGAAGUGGUGAAACAGAGCACCAUGCAGGUGGUGAAAAUAAGUUUUAUUCCAAGCUGAAAGGCAACACUGUCAUUAAAGUCUUAUGCUUUCAUUUCCUUCCAUGGUGGUGCUCUUGCAGCUUCAUUGGAAAACACCACCACCAACCCACCACCCCGAAUCCUACAGCUUUCCCAUAUAAACUGCACAGCUUUCUGUGAUCAUACCUACUGGAGCAGCAGUAGAAAAUCAACUACAUGAUGGCUCAGCUCCGGCAUAACUCAAAACAAAAUGUUGGCUGUAUAUUGAAACAUGGUGGAUUUGUCUUUUUUUGAGCUAUGCAUUUAACAAGAAUGAAGAUAAAGGAGGGGUUCAUUAUGUAGGAUUAAUUCUUUGAUAUAUAUUUCCCUCAAGCUAACAGAACUUGAAAUUGCCUGUUUCCAAGAGAAAGCAAUUGGUCCUUUUAGUACUUUUUUUCCCCCUCUAUUUUGUCUUUAAUCUAAUGAUAACCACCAACUGGUUAUGGAAGAUAUGUCAUUGCUUUUAUGUGUAUUUGUAUUUAAGUGUCUAAUAAUAAACCUAAGUUCAGGUUUCUAUUUCCCAAGCUUUGGUGGAGUUCAGACAAGAAUGCAGAGCCUGAGCAUGCACAUCUAGCAGAUCUGGAGUUCUGCCUUACUCCUUGUUAAGGGUGAUCCCGCAGGGCUGAAGUAUAUAGGGCGUAGAAAACUCAUCAGUAUCCUGUGCAGGCUGGCACCGAUGCGAUUAUAUACACUGUCCAAACGGCAUUUUGUUCUGGUCUUUGUAGUGUUCUUUCUUUGUUUUGGUUUGACAGUCUUCAUAGGAAUAGCAGGCCCUAAUGUGAUUGAAACCUCUGUAGCAAGGACCGAGUUAAAUAACAGCUUAAAGCUGAAGCCAUUUAAUUUAAGUUCACCACCACUGUCUACUUACAAUCAGCAGCUGUGGCUGACCUGCGUAGUUGAGUUGGAGGAGCAUGAUGUAUCCCUCAAAAAGAAUGUUACUAUGACAGUCAAAGUACUUGGAGUGGUGAAGGAUGGAAGCACGCCAUAUGUUAAUAAUCAAGUUCACAAUCGGAUGAGAUUACUCAGUUGUGCACAAAAAUGCAGUGAAAUAAUUGUUGCUCACCUUGGCUACCUGAACUACACACAGUACAACAUAUUUGUUAGCUUUGAAGAUCUAAAUAAAUUAAUGUACGCCAUCCGUAAUAUUACUUUCACAUGGAAGACCUACAAUCCAACUUUUUCACAAGUGGAAAUAUGGUUCCGAUUUGUCUUUGUAGUUCUUACUUUUAUGGUCACGUGUCUGUUUGCACAUUCUCUGCGGAAAUUCUCCAUGAGAGACUGGGGUAUUGAACAGAAAUGGAUGUCCAUCCUCCUUCCCCUCCUGCUACUUUACAAUGAUCCAUUUUUUCCCCUUUCUUUUCUGGUGAACAGCUGGUUUCCUGGAAUGCUGGAUGAUCUAUUCCAGUCGUUGUUUCUGUGUGCAUUGUUGUUGUUCUGGCUUUGUGUCUACCAUGGUAUAAGAGUACAGGGGGAAAGGAAGUGCUUAACUUUCUAUCUGCCCAAAUUCUUUAUUGUUGGACUAUUGUGGCUGGCCUCUGUUACGCUGGGAAUAUGGCAAACGGUUAAUGAAGUACGUGAUCCUACAUAUCAAUACAGGGUUGACACAGGUAAUUUCCAGGGAAUGAAAAUCUUCUUCUUUGUGGUGGCAACCGCAUACGUUCUCUACCUUUUGUUCCUGAUAGUGAGGGCAUGCUCAGAACUUCAUAACAUGCCUUAUGUUGAUCUCAGGUUAAAAUUCUUGACUGCGUUAACCUUUGUAGUGCUUGUCAUUAGCAUUGUAAUACUCUACCUACGCUUUGGAGCACAAGUUCUACAGAACAACUUCGUUGCUGAGCUGUCGACUCAUUAUCAGAAUUCAGCAGAAUUCUUAUCAUUUUAUGGUUUACUGAACUUCUAUCUCUACACAUUAGCCUUCGUGUAUUCCCCCUCAAAGAAUGCACUAUAUGAAUCACAGUUGAAAGAUAAUCCCGCUUUUUCUAUGCUGAAUGAUUCAGAUGAUGAUGUGAUUUAUGGGAGUGAUUAUGAAGAAAUGCCACUUCAGAAUGGCCAAGCUAUUAGAGCCAAGUAUAAAGAGGAAUCGGACAGUGAUUGAUUUUGAUGUAGACAGACUUGUCCAGCUGGAAUUAAACCAAUUUUGAAGUUUUCCUAGAUGGACAACUUCCUUGGCUUCCUUACAGUCUGCUGUCAUCUGAACACCGACGCCCAGGAAGAAUAUCCUGCUUCUCUUUCUGUUUACAAAGUUAAAACUGAAAAAAAGAAUCCUUGAAAAUAUUGUGGAGAAAACUUAAGAAACCAAAAUUUUUACAUGUGUUAUAAAAUGCCUGGUAGCAGGAUGUCUGUGGACUAAAAUCUUUAACUCUGUUUCCAUUCAGAAGCAUCACUGAUUAUAUGCUCGUUUUAAAAUUGCUUGCUUGCUGCUUUGUUUCCUUUUUUUUUUUUUUUUUUGAGGCUUAUGUACAGCGUACAUUCAUCUGUUGUGUUUGUGUUAGCUCCUUUGUAUCUUGUCCACUGCUGUGUGAAGUGCCUCAUUUCCUUUUCAAUUUUCUACCUUAGUCUUUUGAGCUGGAGGCAGGGAAUGAAGUGUUUUAGGGGUUUCUCUCUAUUAUUUUUUUUUUAAUGCAAGAAAACGCAAGCUUUCCAUUCUUCCUUUAAAGAAGCGAUAUAGGUUUGAUUAUUUUUUAAACUCGGUUAAAUGAAUUUACCAGGUUUGUAAGUGUGAGAUAUGUGCAACUAGUCAAGUUCUAGUGAGCCAAAAUAGCCUCAGUGGUGCAAAAUUAUUUGUAUAAUAUAUGUUUCAUAACAUGCUUUAUCGUGGCAACAGAAGUAUUUGGUUUGGGUUUUGUCUUGUUUUGUUUAAACAGCCCUUUCAAAUGGAAAUAUUUAGGCAGCAACAAAUCUCAGAAGGAAGCCAGUACUCUUCUUUCUAGGUGUUUUGUGUGCUGUAGGAGAUUGUUACACUUACAGAGAAUAAAGUAUGAAAGUUUCACAGAGAAUUACAAUUUAAAAUUUCCAACCAUUUCAUUUUUAGAAGCUUUUUCUACGUCAGAAUUUUUCCUUAGUUGUAUUAAUAGAUCCUGGGAACAGUCGUGGUUGCUCAUUAUUGAACGCGCAUGGGAGUUAGCUUUUGAGCAUGUUCUGUGCAUUGUUCAACUUCUUUGUCGUACCAGAGUUGCCACCUGUACUGAUCGAAACUUUUACUAGCACAUUUGUGAUUAUCUCUGUUCCAGUGUGUGCUGGAACAGAGUUACAGGGGAAUUAAGUAUUCCUAGUACAAUGCUGCUGCUUCGCUGCUUAAAAGUUGGUUUUCUCCUACACCAUUGUUCAGUUCUUUAUUUAAGUGGAUGCUGUUUGUUUGUAACUACUUUUGUUUCCAUGUACUUGACCUGUCUGAAAGUAUAAUUUUUUUUUUUUUCACAUGGAUUCAUAACUGUGAUUUACUCUUGUAAAAUUUCUCUGCCCUGCUGCUGUAGCAAGGACUCUCAAAAGCACUGUUAAUGUAUUAGCCAGAAAAUGGUGCUGGCUGACACAAGGCAAUUGUGCUCAUCGUUGAACCAGUUUAAGCAGAAGAGUGCGAUGAAGUCCCACCAGACUGGCUGAAUCCUACUGGGGAAAAAGUAGGUUUGUUCUGCUUUCAUGUAACGCGGGUCCUAGACCGUUCCCGUGGCACUAACCUCCCGGUAGCUGUUCAAGAUGACGAAGGGGAGACUUCACAGGAUAGCAAUUUGCUUAGAGAGGACCAAAGGAACUGCUUUGUGUGGCUGCAUCAUUACUGUCAUAGAAUAGUUCAGAUUGAAUCAGUGCUCUGCUAAAGACAGACAAGCGUGGUAAGAUACUCUGCAUGUGUGAGAGAGAAAACUUUCUAAAAUUAUGUAGACCUGUGAAAUUUUGGAGGGUAUUUGAAAUUUAAAACUUUCUGUACCAGGGAGCAUUUAUUUGUUGGAAGCCAAAGCACUGUUGUAUGGCUAAAGCAAGGAAACUGCUGGCGCGAAGGGGAAGGGAAGGUUUUUUUCCUUUAAUUUCUUAAUUAAUUGGUGUCAGUUUAGAAGAACGUAUUAAAAAAAAAAUUGAAGAGGUAUUUCAAGUUAGUGGUGGGUUGUUUUUUUUUAAGUGAACUGCAGUAGGCUGUACCUUCAGCACUUCCUUUUAGACUUUUUUUAAUCAAGUAAGGGAGAUGAUCUUUGUAUCCUAAAAGGGGAGAGCCCAUCCCAGUUUUUACUGUUCCCCAGAUGACUCUCUUGAGCUGUUUGAAUUUGCAGAGUCAGACUUGGGAGCCAACACGGCAUCCUUCGCAUACCUCACAUCCUUUUGACUUCUAUUGGAGGAUCGGUGGGUACAGGAAUUAAGGCUUAAAAAAUCAGUAUUUACAUGAUCUCUACAGAUUCAGAUCUUUUUGGCUCUGAUAUUGUUUAAUUCUGUUCUAAAUUGUUUUCAAGAGAUGAAAUGUUUGAUUUGGCCAAUGUGCAAAGUAUACUAAUGGUUCUUAUCCCAGUCCAAACUGGAUGUUACAGUUAAUCCUGAAAUAGUGUCACACUUUGGGAUUCUGUUAACUAAAGAAAGUAUUUUUAAUCUGACUUUGAGAUAAUUUUUUUUCCUAAGCUGUUCUCGGCCCAUUUCACUUGCCAUUUUGUUUGCAUUAACUUUUCUACAUCACUACAUUCAAAGUGGAAAUAGGAAAGCUGAGAGUGGGAAAUGUGUACUUAAAAUAAGUAUCUCACUAUGAAAAUAGUGAAAAAAUAGUUUCCUUGUUAAUUUUUACAGAUUAUAUUUGAGCAAUGUUUGUUUGCCAUGCAAGAGAGUUUUGUAUUUCCUCAUUGCUAUAGUGUAAUGGUAAGCUUGGAUGAAGCACCGUCGCAUCAAAUUCAACAUACAAUGAAAAGGGAAAAGCAGUGAGGCAGAUGAGGAAACAGUUUUGCUAGCAAGAAAUCUCAAUUUUACUCUUAUUUGCAUAAUUGAAAAGCAGAGACAGUACUUGAGGAAUAUUAUAACAGACUGUAAACAGCUGGGCCAUAGGUGGCAUCAAUACACCUUGAGUAAAGUGUUGUAACCUAAGGGUGAAACAAACGAGAUCUGGGUAAGAAACUAGCCUGGCUUUACUUUCAUUGCUGCUAAAGCAAUUCAAUAUUUCCAUCACUAGUGGAACUGUGUAAAAUGAGAAAAGUAUGCAAGAAGGCCUACAGCAUACAGUGUUCCUGCUCUAAAGGAGAUGCCGUCUGUGCACAACUUCCAUGUACACAGUGAUCGAGAAUGCCUUUUAAGAAAUCAGGAAUCACCAAGUGUGAGCCAUUCAUGGCAAACGGUUUCUGUAGUAUUUGCUUUAAAAAUACAGUUGGUUGGAAACAUUCCUAGGACUGGCAAAGAAUAGGGAGCAUAAGGCUUAAGACGAGGAAGGAGCAGCGUGUGCAACAGACUCAUGGCACUAACACUGGGGAAAAUGGGAGGAGGAUUCCAGCCAGGAAAGGCUUUGAUCCAUUGUCUUUCUCUGAGCCAAAAGAUGACUUGGUAUCCAGUCACCUUAUUUUUCCCCCAUUUCCUUUUGCUUAUGCCAGUAAUAACCUUUGCAUUACUGUAAAACUUUUUUUUUAGAAGUUUGUAAAUAUGUAAAAUGAAAAUAUGGGAAAAUUGUGUACCAAAAUGGUAUAAAAAUGUGUAAGAUAAAUGCUCUGUUUAAUGAGAAGCUGUAAUUAAAUGCUGCUUUGAGAAAGUGUGCAUGAGGCCUUGUGUGAAAUAGCCUAUGUGUCUAAAAAUUGUGUUAAUGACAGCAAAUUAUCCAUUUAUUACAUCAGAAAACUUUAUGCUAAUAUAGAAUAUGAAGGAAAACUAGUAUUUUACUUCAAGUAUAAGUUGGGUAUUGAGUGUCUCGGAAGACUUCAUGUGCAUAAUCAUUGUUAAAUAUGUUCAUAAUAAAGUUUUGUAUCUUUA
This is a messenger RNA of Phalacrocorax carbo (great cormorant), 6374 nucleotides long. Lineage: Eukaryota; Metazoa; Chordata; Aves; Suliformes; Phalacrocoracidae. The record is from RefSeq and is a predicted model, not a curated record.